Molecule: messenger RNA, 1536 nt
Organism: Exaiptasia diaphana
Lineage: Eukaryota; Metazoa; Cnidaria; Anthozoa; Actiniaria; Aiptasiidae
Product: dopamine D2-like receptor
Exons: 2
Coding region: 299-1321 (340 amino acids)
Biological process (GO): G protein-coupled receptor signaling pathway
Cellular component (GO): membrane
Molecular function (GO): G protein-coupled receptor activity
Source: RefSeq, a predicted model, not a curated record
AUAAGUCCUGAUGGGCGAUGACCUCAAAACAACUUAAACAAAAAUGUAUUUUAUUGAUUCAUACGACUGAGAGCUAAAAGGAUGAGAAAGUCUGGCAUCUGUCCAUAUUCAUAAGAAGAGGAAACGCCAAAAAGCACCAGUUUCGAAAUCACUUAAUGUCAUUAUUUAGAGAAACCAAGUGAAAUAUAAAAGAGAAUACAUCAAAGAUCGAAAGAACUCAAUCUGUAAAAUCUUCCAUGUUUACAUUUCUGUAUGGUAUAUAGGCGAGUGAAAUUCUAGCUGACGCGGCAGUUAACCAAUGAAUAACAGUUCACUAGAACCGUCAAGCGGAGAGAUUCCAUGGUCAGUCACGUUCACGUUGUCUGAGUUAGURAUAUGGAUGUUUGUAUGCAGUGGUGUUAGCGUUAUCGCUAUCGCAGGCAAUCUUAUGGUCAUCGCGGCGUUUGUGCGAGCAAUCAACCUCAAUUCGAGAGUWAACUACUUCGUAGUUGGAUUAGCAAUGGCUGACAUUCUAGUUGGCGGCAUUUCUAUUCCAAUGUGGGAUUAUAUWCUGUAUUUGAGUUGGAAAAGGGAAGGAAUCUCGCUGCUGGUCACUCGUAUCUACGAAGCUUUCGAUGUGUUUGCAGGCGUGAAUUCCAUACUUCAUCUUAUGGCGGUCAGUAURGAAAGACUUUAUGCUACUCUAAAGCCAUAUUCCUGGAAUAACAAUUCACACUUGAAGAAAAUAAUUUAUCAAGUUGCUUUGGUUCUAAUAUGGACUUUAUCGUCUAUACUGGCAAUAUUAUUUGCCAUUCCUUGGAACUCAACCGUCCAUACAACACGAUUUCAUUUAAUGAAUAUUUUUUUCUUUGGACCGUUGGUGAUAAUAUGUUUGGCUUAUGCAGGAAUAUGGUAUGGGAUCAAAAAGAGAACGCAUAUACGCUCGCGAAAYGCCAGCGAGAAAUCGUUAAAACUGACCUUCACUGUUUUAAUAGUAAUCGGACUUUUUAUCAUGGCGUGGCUGCCUUUUUUCRUAGUUCGUUUUAUCUUAGAUAAUUGUAGAAGGUACUGUAUUCCAUGGCGUGUGUUUUACUUGACAAAACUGUUGCACUUCAGUAAUUCUGGCAUUAAYCCUAUUAUYUAUGGUCUUCGAAUACCCGAAUAUCGCAAAUUUAUCACGCAGGUAUUGCAUGUAAAACGGUUAAACUUUUUAGUGAAUUAUUAYGCRYURUUUGAGACAACAAACGAGAUACGAAGACAUUGCUCAAGACUCGUAGGUGAAGCUACGAAUGGCAACACUUCACGCCCYAACUCAAGGYUGAUCAAAACGUCYACUGUUUGACCGAUUAAAACUGUACAUGAACUCCUUAAUUAAUAGAGAGACUAAAUGAAAAAUAAAUUCAUUURAAUAUAAAUCGAGCCUUUAGAUCAAAUCAAAGUUAAGGUUAUCCGGCUUUUGCKUUUUCUCAYAUWAUUUCUCACUGUCGUUUGCCAGCACUAUGCAUGUUCGAAACAGAUGCAGGCAAACGUCCCAUGUGGGAAAGACAAGACUGAACA